CGUCCCCCCGUCGUCCGCCUGAGGCCGGCCCGGAGCCGCAGGGCGCGGACCCCGCUGCCUCCGUCCUGGGGUGCAGGCGGGCCCAUUGCACUUGACGUAGUCUCGGACCGUUCGGGACUUGCUCACAGGGCUCUUUGGAGUGGCUGGGGCGGUGAGCGUCGCGCUGUCACCUCGUUGGGAGCAGCGCCUCACGAAGUAGCCGGUUCUGCGCCGUGUCCCCUCCCUACGUCAGUCGUUGGGCCCCCGCGUCCUAGGACGCUCUAGCGGGCUCUCCUCCGCGCUGGGGUUCCAGGGUUCAGAUGUGGAUGAGGGGCUCACCUGGGCCCGCGUCCCUCGUCCCUCGUCCGGGGACAGCCCCGUAUUCGUGGGCGCAGAGCAUCCGUGGGCUGCUUUUCCUGGCCGGCGAAGGUGCAGCCUGCACGCACAUCCUCUUUGCUUGUGUUUUCCUCUCAGCGUCUGCACCCUUAACGCCUCCCCUCCCCACGUCCGCGUCCCAUUGGCAAAACACAGAAGGCGGGGGAGGAAAAAAGCCUAAUUCUCUUCCCUAACCUCAGAUUCCGGAGCUUCCCCGAGCAGAAGCAGCUCGCGCCCCAGUGCUUGUGGGACUGGAGCCGACUGUGUCUGCGAGCCGGCAUAACUGGCCAAGUAGGUGUGCUCCUGCCUAACAGUCGAGCUGGACUCUCCUGAUACCCACAUUUCUUCGUUCCCGAGUUGAACUGGGAUUUUCUGGAAGUUCUGCUUCAAAAGCCCGUUUGGAGGUUAUGGAUGAUAAGCCCAACCCUGGAACGCUGACUGAGAAUUCGGAAGUUCUCUUCUCCUUUGGGGUGAUAGCAGAUAUCCAGUACGCUGAUUUAGAAGAUGGCUAUAACUUCCAAGGAAACAGACGGAGGUACUACAGACACAGUCUGCUUCACUUGCGGGGCGCUGUCAAACACUGGAAUACGGAGAGUAGCCUGCCCCGCUGCGUGCUUCAGCUUGGAGAUAUCAUUGACGGAUAUAAUGCGCAGUACAAAGCAUCCGAAAAGUCGCUCGAACUUGUUAUGAACACUUUCCAGAUGCUUAAAGUCCCCGUUCAUCACACGUGGGGGAACCACGAGUUCUAUAACUUCAGCAGAAACUACCUAACAAAUUCUAAACUUAACACAAAGUUUCUAGAAGACCACAUUGUGCAGCAUCCCGAGACUGUGCCUUCGGAGGAUUACUAUGCUUAUCACUUUGUCCCAUUCCCUCAAUUCCGGUUCAUUUUACUGGAUGCUUACGACUUGAGCGUCUUAGGCGUGGACCAGUCCUCUCCAAAAUACCAGCAGUGUCUGAAGAUACUGAGGGAGCACAAUCCAAAUUCGGAGUUGAAUAGUCCGCAAGGACUUUCUGAGCCCCAGUUUGUCCAGUUUAAUGGAGGAUUCAGCCAAGAGCAGCUGAACUGGUUGAAUGAAGUUCUUACGUUCUCUGACACAAACCAGGAAAAGGUGGUGAUUGUGAGCCAUGUUCCCAUUUACCCAGAGGCCUCUGACAGUGUGUGCCUGGCCUGGAAUUACAGAGAUGCCCUGGCAGUCAUUUGGUCUCACAAGUGUGUGGUGUGUUUCUUCGCCGGUCACACUCACGAUGGUGGCUACUCUGAGGACCCUUUCGGUGUGCACCACGUCAACCUAGAAGGGGUUAUUGAAACGGCUCCGGACAGCCAGGCUUUUGGCACCGUCUAUGUCUAUCCUGACAAAAUGAUGUUGAAAGGGAGAGGCAGAGUUCCAGACAGAAUUAUGAAUUAUAAGAAGGAAAACGCUUUCCAGUUUUAGUCUGAUUUAUCUUGUUUACCGUUAGAGAAAGAGAGUGGUGGUUGAACGUUGUGUUUGUGUUUAUCUCCCCCCCCCAAAUCCUCAGGCUCAUUGUGUAGUAUUCUAUUUGCAUAACAAAAUGUAUUUAUGGCCUCAGUGUGCGUUAGCUCAUGAGAUACUCUGAAAUGUCAUUUUUGGAUAAUUGAUCCAGUGCCGAGGAUUGGAAACAAAAUGAAUGAAAGCAGCCUCAAUCAGCCAGGGAGGAGACUGAGGGGGGUGGUAUAGUUCUCAAAACGGACUUCAUUUAGCCUUAUCUGACAUUUUUUUACUUUUUACAAGGAGGAUGUAUUUAUUCAUGUAUUAACUGUGUAACUUAAAAUUCGUAAUAAAAAAUAAAAUCAGCUCAGGUAAACUUUCUGUGUGUCUCCUCCCGUGUGAAUGAACUUUGGACAUUUUUUGCUCAGAAUACCCAUCAUGUUUGUACAUUUAUAGGCUUGUAUCCCUGUUCUGUAAGCAACGAAUAAGUUAUUUCACAGGUGAAUGUGUGGUCUGUCCCGUGUGAGGCCAUGAGAAGGGCAUCCCGAGAAGUCUUGUGGUGGCUUUGUGAUUCUAAGCAAAGCAGGACCAAGGGCCAGUGCAGCUGUGUGCCCCCUGGGGUGGUGUCUCCGGGCAGCAGCUGGUCUCCAGCAGCUAGAGACCACGGGGUGGGGGCGGGGGGGGUCAAUGAAUUUACUUUUGACUCCCUUCCUAGACAAAUGGGGCACGUUAACUCGGUUGUCCUGUGUGCUAAGGCUUAUUUGUGGCAACAUUGAUUCGAAAGCAAAGGGACUGUUGAAAUGCAGAGAAAAUUUGACGCAGGGCCUAAAAACAUCACGAGAGAAAAAAGCAGUACUAGUCCGCGUCAGUGUGCCUGCCGGGUGCCCAGGCUCUGGGGUGCAGGGGUGUGUUCGCGUUCUGCGGCUGCGGCGGCAAAUCGCUACCACGCGUGGCUUCCAAAGGCACGUACGUGCUCUUACAGUGCGGGAGGCCAGAAGUCGGCACCACUUUCCCUGGGCUCAGCUCAAGGCGCCUGACAAACACCGCCCCCCCCCUCCGCCCCACCGCUGGCAGAAUCUGCUUCCUUGCCCUUUCAGGCUUCCAGAGCCUGCUUCCUGCAUUCCAUUCCUGGCUCAAGGCCCCUUCCUCCAUCUUUGGAGCCCGCAAGGGGCCUCUUCAAACCUCCCUCUGCCUGCCUUUUAUCAGGACAGUUGUGAUAGUUGUGAUCACCUCCAGGCUUAUCUCCCCAUCUCAGGAUCUUUAACUUUAUCGUAUCUGCAAAGACUGUUUUGUGAUGCAAGGUAACGGUCCUAGGUUCUGGGGACCAGAUAUCCUUGAGGGCCAUGAUUCAGCCCAGCAGAGAGGCGACUGUCCCGUGUUCCCUGCAUUCACCGACCUUACCAUCCAUAGAUCCCAAAUGCUUGAAGAAAGGCCUGGGAAUGUGGAGGGGGAGUUUAAUUUUGUUUAACGGGAUGAGUGAUGACUUGAAGGAGGGGGGAAAUGGUUUUCGACAGUGGGCAGAAUAGCCUCCGCAGAGGUUAAAGGGCAUGCUGAGUUUAGGAGUGAUGAUGCUGGGAAGAUUCACCGAAAGGCACCUGGGGGUAUGGCAAGAAGUAUUGCAAGAAGCGGACAGGGCUGCGUCGUGAAGAGCCUUGAAUGAUGAGCCCGCAGUUAGAACUGGGCUUGGCAGACAGCAAGGAGCCCUCAUUUCCGUUUCUGCAGGGAAGCUGUGAUUAGAUCUGUGUCUCAGUCCUGGCAGCGGAUAAUGAGAGGCUGAUGGAGAGGAGUGCCAGAGGGAAGAAAAAAGACUGGUGGGAAGGCAGAGGCUUGGAUAAUAGAGACAUCGAGCUUAUGAAAUUCAAUUGAGAACUGGAGUUUACAACAAUCUCAGUAACAGAGGCUCCUUUCAGGAGGCGGUGCCCAUAGAUACAUAAAAGGAAUUGCGUAUAAUCACAGAAUUCAUAGUGUGAUGCCAGAGGUGCAGAUAGCAUGAAAGUAUAUUUUGAACAUCACUUCUUUUUUUGGUUGGAACAUUUCUGUCUUUUAAGCACAGAAUCAAGCAUUACUUGGAGGAUAGGUAGAUCCUAGAUAGAAUUUGCAAAUGAAACCGUUUUUUCCUGUGUGGUUUUAGUAGUGAAAUUAGGAACAAUGUAAAAACCAUAAGCAUCAUGCAAGCUAACUGCACAUUGGAGCAACGGAAUCCUUUAUCUGUAUUUUAUUCACCCUUAAAAUAAAUUUCACGUUAUUUGCUUUAAUAGCGACUGGAUUUUUUUCCCUCUUCCCUCAUCUAAAUCUUAACAGAGAAUUUUGCCUGUCCACCGGCCAUUGUGUAAAAGAAAAACCAUACAUACUUCCUUUAACAAAUAUUUAUAGAAUGCUUAAUAUUGUGUUAAAGGCUGUAAAAAUAGACAAAUGGCCAUACUUAUUUCCACUCUCCCGAUA
Molecule: messenger RNA, 4247 nt
Organism: Ailuropoda melanoleuca (giant panda)
Lineage: Eukaryota; Metazoa; Chordata; Mammalia; Carnivora; Ursidae
Gene: ADPRM
Product: ADP-ribose/CDP-alcohol diphosphatase, manganese dependent
Exons: 4
Coding region: 762-1790 (342 amino acids)
Molecular function (GO): CDP-glycerol diphosphatase activity; manganese ion binding; 2',3'-cyclic-nucleotide 2'-phosphodiesterase activity
Source: RefSeq, a predicted model, not a curated record